Polistes canadensis is the source of this 2737-nucleotide messenger RNA. It is a transcript of the gene numb, whose product is annotated as protein numb. Lineage: Eukaryota; Metazoa; Arthropoda; Insecta; Hymenoptera; Vespidae. The record is from RefSeq and is a predicted model, not a curated record. The transcript has 10 exons. The coding region runs from base 176 to 2275 and encodes 699 amino acids.
CACAAUCGAAUAUACUUUUAUUAUAUUUUUCGGUACUUUUAAAAGUGGAAUAAGGGUGAGGAAAAAAGAAAAGCUUGUCUUAUUCUUAUUCUUCCUCGGUUGUGUUGUUUCGAUACUCGACGCUUUUACACGCUACUGCGCGUUGUGAAAACAUCAGUGUACACGAAGAAGAGAAAUGGGAAACCACCCGUCCGCCCACCAACCGCUCGAGAGGGCUACCAGCCAUGCUGGAAAUGGUCUUCGUCUUUCGAAACGCGAGAGAUCGCCGGGAAAAAGGAUGGACCGGCUAAGAAGAAGUUUUCGGGAUAGUUUUAGACGACGAAAAGAUCCACACGUACCGGAAUCAAGUAAACCACACCAAUGGCAACACGACGAAAGUGCAGUACGUUCAGCAACCUGCGCUUUUCACGUUAAAUAUUUAGGAUGCGUUGAGGUUUUCGAGUCGAGAGGAAUGCAAGUUUGCGAGGAGGCCUUGAAGGUGCUUAGGAAUUCCAGAAGAAGGCCGGUCCGUGCAGUCCUCCAUGUUUCCGGUGAUGGAUUACGUGUUGUCGAAGAUGAAACAAAAGGAUUGAUCGUUGAUCAAACGAUAGAAAAAGUAUCGUUUUGUGCUCCGGAUAGGAAUCACGAAAAGGGUUUCAGUUAUAUUUGUAGGGAUGGUACAACCAGGCGGUGGAUGUGUCAUGGAUUUUUGGCAUUAAAAGAGUCGGGUGAAAGAUUGAGUCAUGCAGUUGGAUGUGCGUUUGCUGCGUGCUUGGAGAGAAAGCAACGUAGGGACAAAGAAUGUGGUGUAACGAUGACGUUCGAUUCGAAGACGUCGACCUUUACGAGAAGUGGCAGCUUCAGGCAACCAAGUUUGACCGAAAGAUUGCAGGAUACGCGGGAACGUCCUGUAGAUGUUGUUCCUCCAGUGAAGCAGGUGUACAACCCCUUCGCUAUUGAGAGACCCCAUGCCACACCUUCUAUGUUAGAACGACAGGGCUCUUUUAGGGGUUUUACUCAAUUGAAUCAAGCGUCUCCGUUUAAAAGACAAUUGAGUUUACGUGUAAACGAUCUUCCUAGUAAUCUCGAACGUACACGUAGUCAUAGUCUCGAACCUACGGAUUUAUCGCGAAUGCCAUCAGCCAUAUCGCACAUCGUACCUUUAAAACCACCAGAGUACGAAGGAUAUGACGAAGUGAGCCCGAUACCAGAAAUAUCACCUGGUGGACAGGACAGUGUUUCUGCCAUGUGUCAACAAUUGUCUCGCGGACUUUCUUUGCUUUCGAGCAGCGAUGAUUUCGGACCAUUGCCUUCACAAGCGACAACUAGUUCGGUUGCGAAGCAACUUUUUAUGAACACCAAUAAUACUCCACCUGUAACGAGUAGCAAUUCGUUGGACGAUAUUAAAUUACAAAAUGGGCCGAAUUUGAUAACCAACAACAACAAUAACAACAAUAACAACAACGACAACAAAAACGAAGACAUUACGAAUUUAAACGAGGUCAGACAAAAUUGGCAAGAAUCCUCGUCAUCACCGAUUCUAACAGUCAAUCCUAGGUUAACGCCAGUCUUAAACAAGGCUAGUAAUUUAAGUCCUGUUCUUCCGAGGACUAGCACAGUCACACCUGUUGUUAUGAGUACACCAGCGUCUAGUAUAGGUGGUGUGUUUGGUGGUACACCAACAGCAGCCAGUCCUGCAUUCAGUACGGCCUCUACCUCAUCUCUUGGAAGUACAUCAACAGCUGUUGCUAUCAACAAGUCGUCAAUUUCAAUUAAUAAUUCAGUAAUAGCCAAUAAAAUUGCAACGCCUAGGAGUACGUCACCCAACGUUAGCGUAGCGUCGUUAUCUUCCACGUUAUCGACAGCCGUAAUCACUGACGUUUCUGGGAUUUGCCCGAUUACUAUACCUACCACUCCGGUUCAGCCGGUGGCAGCGGCAGGKACUUUACCAAAACCAGAACAAUGGUUGGGUAGUAUAACAGGAGCUGUACCAGUAUCAACAACAGCACCCCAAGCAAUAGCAUCAUCGUCAAUACCACCCCAAUCAUCGAGUAGUCCACGAAGAGCACCACCAUUACACGCAAGGGCAUUGUCACUCGGUUCGGCAGCAAUGAGUGCUGGUGUUGGUGGUGGUGGUGGUGGUCAAGUUAGUCAAGGAAGAGGAGGUGGUGGCGGCCCUUCCGAUCCCUUCGAUGCCGAAUGGGCUGAAAUUGCGGCGAGAAAUUUACGACAGUCUACUACUACCAAUCCAUUCGUCGUUCCUAACGCAACACAGGCAUUCCAGGUGCAAUUGUAGCGCCAGGAGUUCGUUAACAGCAUUGCUAAAUAUUUUCGAUCGAACACAUAAUGACGGUUGCACGUACGCUCGCGCCUCGAUCUUACCAACGAUCGUAGGUAUUAUACCUAAACAUCCACCCCCAUAACCCACCCCCUAGAAGGUUGGAACAAUUAUUUUCCAAACGAAUUAUUAUGCAGGAAUAAAAAAGAAACUAAACAAACGUAAUAAGAAAAAGGGAUAUCGAAAAGCGGGGGUUGCUUAUAAUAAUAAUAAUAAUAGGCAACAAAUAAAAUUAUUGUUCAAAUUAAUCGGGGGUGGGUGUGGGAAUGGGAAUGGGAAGGGGGUAGGGAAAUAUAUAUAUUUGAGAUCUUGGACACAACGUAACAACCAUCGCCAUUAUCAUUAACUGAUUAUGUUGUUACGUUGAAGUAUUAAUAUGAGGACGAGCGUGUGUGGAUUGGAAAACGAAUUUAUGCACAA